Kockovaella imperatae is the source of this 3800-nucleotide messenger RNA. RefSeq names its product Oxysterol-binding protein-domain-containing protein. Bases 129 to 3698 code for a protein of 1189 amino acids. The record is from RefSeq and is a predicted model, not a curated record. Gene Ontology annotation, molecular function: sterol binding; protein binding. Gene Ontology annotation, biological process: maintenance of cell polarity; exocytosis; piecemeal microautophagy of the nucleus. The transcript is spliced from 13 exons. Lineage: Eukaryota; Fungi; Basidiomycota; Tremellomycetes; Tremellales; Cuniculitremaceae. Gene Ontology annotation, cellular component: membrane; intracellular membrane-bounded organelle; nuclear envelope.
GUUGCAUGUAAUGAGCAACAGCCCCUUUGUCUCUUGACUCUCAGUUUCUACUCGUGUCUAGCCGUGGAAAGGACUUGGAGCUGAUCUGCAACGAGGUCGUCUUGCCACCUGUUGGUGUGAGGAGCAGCAUGGCCUCCGCUACCUCCAGGGCCAUGCCCACUAGCCAGUCUAGACCAAGGCUGUCAAAGAGCGACUCAACUGUCAGCUUUCAAUCCAAUGCAUCUACUCCAUCUGCAGCUCUAUACAACUUCAAGCUCCUGGAGGCGCUCCGUUCAGACGAUCCUAAAAUGGUCCAACCCUUUAUCGAUGAGCUCAAGCCGAGUCCAACUUCGGCAGCUGGUCAGGCCGAUGUUCUGCGAGCUGGAAAUCUCCUCGGGAUGGCAGUACGAGUAUCUUCCAUGCCCAUCGUCAAUCUUAUCAUUUCCUCACCAUCUAUCACCUCACCCAAUCUCCCAGUAUCAUCUGCCUCACUAGCCACGUCUUUGCACGUCGCCAGUGAGAUUGGCCGUAUAGAAGCAGUCCAACUGCUCCUAAAUCAUCCCAAGAUUAACGAUACUAUCCGAGAUGAUCAAGGACGCACUCCCUUGGAGUGCGCUGCAAAUGCCGAAGUCGCAGCUCUCAUUGAAGAAUCUCGAACCAAUCUUCAGCUACAAUAUCUUGGUCAUCUCGGUGACUAUGUGUCUAGUCCGUUGAACUCUGUUGAGGAGAGCUUAGCUAUGGUUGAUUUCCUAGAGGGUUCUCGUGUCGAAAUUCUGAAUCUCAACGCGCUAGAUGAGAAGUCAGGAACAUCGCUGCUUCAUGAAGCGGCACACCGGAGAGAUUUGCGUCUCGUCGAGUUGGCGUUGAAGAGAGGUGCAGAUGUCUUUGUGAGGGAUCGCAAAGGACGGAGGGUACUGGAGGGUGAGAAAGGAGCGGACGAGCGCAUCAAGGUGUUCUUGAAGCAAUUCAACAACCAGGACAAUCUGGUCCAGAACAAGAGCGAUGGUCGACCGCCUGAUCUGAAAGGCUUCUUGAGCAAAUGGGUCAAUUACCGGAGUGGAUGGAGGACAAGGUGGUUCGUCCUUGAAAAUGGAGUGUUGAGCUAUUACCGCAAUCGAGAAGACGAAACCGUGGCCUGUCGUGGUUCCAUCGCGAUGGCGACUGCCAAGAUUCAUCCCUCAACUGAUGGUUCCCGGUUCGAAGUCGGCUCGCGGGUGUCUUCCUCUGUCCCAAAGAUGAUCGUCAAAUCAGCACAUCGAGCGGAAAUUGCGAGAUGGAUCCAAGCCAUCAAGCUUAACGUAGAGUACUAUUCCAACCAAGCGGAAUCUUCUGGAAGAGGCCUCGAUGUCAAAACCUCGAAUCGUUCACUCAGCUCAUCUUCCAGUCAGAAGCCAGUCGGCUCUGCCAUCCAGUCUCUCCCUCCCAGUGACAGCUUCCUUUCAGCCAAGCUCGCUAGAACUACGACUGGACUCAGCAAUCUGAGUGUCAAUCCUCCAGCCGCAAGUUCUAGCAUGUUGUCAUCGAUCAAUCCCGUUGUGGAGACGGAAGACGAGGAGAGCUUAUCGAUUUACGAAGCUGCCGAGAAGGACAGCAUCGUGGAGAGUAUACGCGACCAACCGCAUCCUCCGGCGCACGGUAUACCCCACGAGAAUACGUAUGACCUCGGCGUCCUCAAUAUCAAAGCUCAAGUAGAGCUGACGCAACAACUUGUGAACUCGAUUUCCAUCACUCCCCCUGGAUCGCCGAUUAGGGGCGGCGCGCCUCUGGUCCGGACCAAUUCGCGGCAACAAGCGGUCAAAGAGGCUCUUCGAGCGUCGCUUGAAACUCUCGCUACUCAGGUCUCGGUCCAGACCAUCAUGGCCCAAGAUCGAGAACGCUAUCUUCUCGGUAGGAUCCAACGCGAACUUGAAGCUCGAAAAGUAUGGGAAGAGAACAUGCUUGCGGUGGCUCAACAGCAGGCAGAUACAGACAGACAGCUGAACGAAGCCGCAAAGGAUAAUGAGAAGAAGCGGAGGGCUCUGCGAAAAGCUCGAGGUGUGCUGGCUGGUCUCAGCAAUGCAGAUAGUCUACCUACAUCGCCGGCUUUGGAGUCUGCCACUACUCCUCUCUCUGGUAUCUUGGACAAGGCUACAACCCCAUCCACGUCCACCGACUAUCGGUCGCUUGCUUCUCCACCUCUAUUGGAUCAAUCCAUCUCCAAUAUGAGGGAGAUCAACGAUGCUCAUGACGAGAUUAUCGCUGCUGCCGGGGCUGAGAGUGACAGUGAUGAGGAGGAGUUCUUCGACGCCGUUGAGGCCAACACUAUCCCGAACCUGCAAUUGCAUGAGAGCAUCGCGAAUCCAGCCAUGCAAAGAGCGGCCGAGGACAAGGCGGCGACUGGUGGUAACAGCAAGAACACCAUCGUGGCGUAUCUCGGCCGGAAAAGUCUCGAACCCUAUGGCCACCUUAGAUCCAGGCUGCCUAUCGAUGACGACAAACGACCUUCCGUCAGUCUGUGGUCAAUUCUCAAAUCAUCCGUCGGCAAAGAUCUCACGAAAAUUUCAUUUCCCGUCAGUUUCAACGAGUGCACGUCCAUGCUGCAACGUAUGACUGAGGACAUGGAAUAUGACGCUUGCCUCACAGUGGCGGCGGAACAGGAAGACUCCCUCAAGCGAAUAGCUUUUGUCGGCGCCUUUGCAAUGAGUAAUUACAGCUCUACUAUUGGACGUAUUGCCAAACCUUUCAAUCCAUUAUUGAGUCAGACCUUCGAAUAUGCUCUGCCAAAUCGAUACAGAUAUGUAUCUGAACAAGUAUCUCAUCAUCCUCCGAUAUCGACAUGCUAUUGUGAAGCUCCACGCUGGAAAUACUAUGGCGAAGUGGACACCCAGAACAAGUUCCAGGGUCGAAGCUUUGAGAUUCGACCUACUGGAGUCGUACACGUUGAGCUCAUCAUCCCGCUGUCAUGGGUCAAGGGGGUCGACUACCCAGCCGCAGGACCAGAAUACGGCAGUGAAUUCGUCGUAGAGCACUACUCAUGGCGCAAAGUCACCACCAACAUCUCUGGCUUCAUCACUGGCUCGCCUGUCAUUGAUCAUUAUGGCGACCUCAUUGUGACGAAUCAUCGGACUGGCGAAACUUGCACAUUGACGUUCAAACCAAGGGGAUGGAGGGGCAGUAAUGCGUUUGAGAUCAAGGGCGACGUCGUCACUGCGGAGGGCCAAACAGCCUGGGAUAUCGCCGGUCGCUGGGACUCGCAGCUCGUCGCUAGAAAAAGUGGAACCGGAUCUGCUCCCCUCGAUGCGGAUGCCAAAUUCGCCCCAUCUCAAAAGGAGUAUCUGCUAUUGUGGCGGAAGACCGAAUCCCCAAAGUCUCCUUUUAAUCUCACUCAGUUUGCAAUUAGCUUGAACGAUAUACCUGAAGGCCUGGAGCCAUACCUGUGCCCCACCGACUGUCGACUUCGAACUGAUCAGAGAGCAUUCGAAAAUGCAGAAUAUGACUUGGCUCAGGAGCUCAAAACUGCCAAUGAGGACAAGCAGCGCAUGACUAGAAAGCUACGAGCGGAAGGCAAAGUCCCACCACAUGAACCGAGGUGGUUUGAACCGGCCACUGAAGCAGAUACGAAUGAGCGUGUGUGGUUGCCGAAGAGAGCGGAGGACGGCGAGGUCAAGUUUUGGGCUGAGAGGGAGAAGAAGGAUUGGUCAGAUGUGGAGCACAUCUUUGUGGAGGCUGACAGCAAUUGAGCAAGAUGAGCAUGUCCAGCAGUGUCAUAUUCUGUCUAAUCACGCCGAUCCAUGCUGGUCAUUCACUGCUCGCUGCCAUGCACACAUUUAUUUAUUUUUCCG